Messenger RNA from Zeugodacus cucurbitae (melon fly), 1670 nucleotides. RefSeq lists its product as uncharacterized. NCBI's taxonomy places the organism in Eukaryota, Metazoa, Arthropoda, Insecta, Diptera, Tephritidae. Gene Ontology annotation, cellular component: nucleus; mitochondrial inner membrane. The coding region runs from base 35 to 1486 and encodes 483 amino acids. The transcript has a single exon. Gene Ontology annotation, molecular function: RNA endonuclease activity; metal ion binding; single-stranded DNA endonuclease activity. The record is from RefSeq and is a predicted model, not a curated record. Gene Ontology annotation, biological process: apoptotic DNA fragmentation.
CUCUGGGCCUUAACAGUCUAACUCGAACGUCGAAAUGUAUACGGUUGUAAACGCAGUGAAGCUAGCGCUAGCGCUAGUUUGCACACUAGCCGUUGUAGAAGCGGGCAUACUAUACUCAAAAGAGCCGGUAGUGAAAACUUUUAUUCUUGAUGAUGGACCACCCACAGCUUAUCCAACAUUGUCUACGAAUUUUACAUAUCCCACACCGCCAUCCUUAAAUGUAACUGACGGACCUACUACUGCCACCACGGACGGGCCGUACAACAGCACUACGCCACCGCCACCAGAGAUUAGUGGAGGCGUUGUUGUGCGCGGCGACUGCGCAUUCGAUGUGAAUGGCGGUCUCAACGAUCCAGCACCGAUCUUCACGCCGCACAACCAACUGGAAUGGCUGGUGCCAAACCCCGCAGGUGUCGUCGAAUUAUCGAAUGGCGCUUACAUCGACAUGUACUGCAGCAAGUCGUUCAUGGCACCGUUUUCCAAUCGCACCAAAGUCACAGCGCAGUGUCUGCAAAAGCAGUACUUCCUCGUUGAUGGUCUGAUUUAUCCAUUCUCCAACUUCAGCUGCACCGAUUGGCCGGGAUAUACGGCACGACGCACCGGACGCACCUGCAAUGGCGGUACAGAUCUACUGGAAGUUGGUUUUGAGCUCUCGGCGGGCUUUCUACAAACCAUGGAUAUUUGUCACGAUGAAGUGAAUGAGGUAACCCGCUACGUGCAUCACAAGCUAAAUCCCUCCAGUGCCGGCUAUCAGCAUGGCGUCUCACGUCCACGCUUCAUUACCGGCGACUUUUAUGCCGGCAAAAAUGUGGAUAACCUCUACACGAAGAAACAACAGAAUCAAACCUUCAGCAAUAUACUUGGCAUGGACGCAUCACCAUUCUUCAACGACACCAUCGAUGUCUAUUUGGCGCGCGGUCACAUGGCCGCCAAAGUGGACUUCAUCUUCGGCGCGCCACAGAAAGCGACUUUCUACUUCGUAAAUGCUGCGCCGCAAUGGCAGAUGUUCAACGGUCGCAAUUGGGAGCGUGUCGAGGACGGUGUGCGUCGGUAUGCCAGCACUCAGGCGUUGGACUUGGACUGCUAUACCGGUAUUUGGGGUAUUUCCACGCUGCCAGACGUUAAUGGUGUGCAACGCGAGCUAUACUUGGCCUUUGACGAGAACAACAAUGGUCUGAUACCAGUGCCUAAAAUCUAUUUCCGCGUGGUCAUCGAUCGCAAAACACGCAAGGGCAUUGUUUUGAUAGGUGUCAAUAAUCCACAUGCGUCACUGGAGGAGAUCCAGAGAGACUAUGUGAUUUGCAAGGAUGUGGGUAAACGCAUCAAUUGGAUUAGCUGGGAUAAGGAGAACCUUAAAAAUGGUUACUCAUAUGCCUGUGGAGUCGAGGAUUUCAUAAGUGUCGUAAAAGACUUGCCGUUGGACGAAUUAUACACAACCGGGCUGUUGGGCGUGGAGGAAAUCAAAAUUGAAAAUAUACCACUUUAGAAGAGUCAGUCAGUAAAAACAGGUUGCGAAGCAAUGGGUAUAUCAGAGCUUUAAUAAAUCUUGUCGAAAUUCUAAACUAGCAACAGCAAUGUGGAGUGUUUUCUAAUAUUUACCAUAUUGAUAACGGCGCUUAAUAAAUCUACAAAUGACUAUCUUACAGCAAUAAAAAUCAAAAAUUUCUAAA